Python bivittatus (Burmese python) is the source of this 3224-nucleotide messenger RNA. It is a transcript of the gene SCARA5, whose product is annotated as scavenger receptor class A member 5. The record is from RefSeq and is a predicted model, not a curated record. NCBI's taxonomy places the organism in Eukaryota, Metazoa, Chordata, Lepidosauria, Squamata, Pythonidae. Gene Ontology annotation, molecular function: ferritin receptor activity; serine-type endopeptidase activity. Gene Ontology annotation, biological process: zymogen activation; iron ion transmembrane transport. Gene Ontology annotation, cellular component: plasma membrane.
CAAAGCACAACAACACUCCAGCCCUUGGACCUGCAUCUGGUUCAGUACUACAUAUUUUCUGCUCUGCUUCCCAUGCCUGUUGUUGUUCCAUUCACCAUCUGUGGUGAACUUCCCAGUCACCAGCUUUGCUGGAGAUGCUGAGGGUUGGAUUUGGAGAAAGCAUCUGAAGUCUUUUGUCGCAAGGAGUGGGGAGGUCUGCAGAUGACUCCACAGCACCUCCCCUUCACCUCCAGUUGACUAUGGAAGGGGCUGCUAUAUAUGCCUAGCUGGCUUUUUCCCUUUCUUCUGGGUUGGAAGAACCUGACAAGAAAAACACUGAUCUUCUUUCCUCUCCUUCACCAUGUCAUGUGGCAGGAACUAAGGAGUUAAAGAGUCAAGUGCCUCGGCUGCCAAGCAAGCUUCCUUCAGGAUGGAGAAUAAAGCCAUGUAUCUGCACACUUUGGGUGAAAGAGAGAAUGGAUCCAUCCUUGAAGAGCCAUUUGAUGGAAAGAACCUCUCAAAGCUGAACCUCUGUGAUGAUGGCCCAGGUAGCAGGAAGAAAUCUUCAGGACCCUGUGGCCAUCUGGGAUCCUUGGCUGCUCUCAAAUAUGCUGUGGUUGGUCUCUACUUGCUUGUGUUCCUGAUCUUCGUGGGACUUUUUAUCCUAGCAGUUUCCAGGCCUCAGAGCUCUCCUCAAGACCUGAAGGUGCUCAUGGGAAACGUGAAUCAGCUAAAUGAAAGUUUUCAGGACCUUCAGCUGAAAACAGGGAAGCAGCUACCCUUCAAAGGAGACAUCCUGAACCACAUUUGGAGCCUGCAAGACAUGCUUCAGAACCACUCUGACUCUCUGCUAAUACUGAGCAGCUCACUUCAGAAGUUGGAGGGGGCACUCAGGAGCCUGCAGGCUCAGGCAUCUCAGGCAGAUCGAGUCCUUUCUGGUCUACGGGAUAGCUUGAGCCAGCAAAAUGAUGUGACGCAAAUGGAAAUCUACAAGCUCGCUGUAGAGGGGAACAGUAGCCGCUUGCUUUUGAAGCACCAUGAGAGCUUACUCUCUGAGAUGGCUUCUCAUGUGGAAAGCUUGAAUGACCAACUGACAGAGGUAGGUGGGCAGGUGGGCAGCAUGAACCGGACUCUGUCUUAUGACGUAGGAAUCCACCACACCCGCAUCCAGGACCUGCAGGUCCUCAUUAGCAAUGCCUCAGAAGAUGCUCGGCAGAUGCGCCUUGUCCACAUCGCCAUGGAACAGCAGCUCAAGCAUGAGCUGGCCAUUCUGAACAAUGUGACUGAGGAUCUGAGGCUCAAGGAUUGGGAGCACUCCAUUGCUCUGAGGGACAUCACAGUGAUACGAGGGCCACCAGGACCAAAAGGGGAUCAAGGCAAUGAAGGGAUGGAAGGUGAACCUGGCCCGCCUGGUUUACCUGGACUGCAAGGGUUCCCUGGUGAAAGGGGAAUCAUGGGACAACGAGGGCCAAAGGGGGACCAAGGAGACAUUGGCCAACGUGGGCUACCUGGCCUCCGUGGAAUGACAGGUGAGCGGGGCCCGAAGGGAGAGAAAGGACAGAAGGGAGACCAAGGUGGAGAAACAGCUCCCACUUUGGAAGAGGGAAUUAUCCGCUUGAUGAAUGGCUCUGGUCCUCAUGAAGGGCGAGUGGAAGUCUUUCAUGAACGACACUGGGGGACUGUGUGUGACGAUGGAUGGGACAAGAAAGACGGUGACGUGGUGUGCCGGAUGCUGGGUUUCCGAGGUGCUGAAGAAAUUUACAGAAUGGCUUUAUUUGGACAAGGGAAAGGACGGAUUUGGAUGGAUGAUGUGGCCUGCAAGGGAACAGAAGACAGUCUGCUCCAAUGUAGCUUUUCCAGCUGGGGAAAAACAAACUGUGGGCAUGCUGAGGAUGCUGGAGUGAAGUGCUUGAGGCAGUGAUAGGACAAAUCUAGCAACCAAGGAGUGAACAGAGGACCUGCUGGAGAAGAAACUAUGGGACCUCAGAGGUUGCCAGGACUAGCAGAUGCCCUGCUUUCUUACUGCCAGUGCUGUCAGAAAGGAGCCACCAUACUUCUGCCUUUAUAUGUCUCAGGAGCUACAGUAGAAACUACAGUAAUUUUUCCAUCCAGCCUGUAACCCUACCAGGGGAGGCUCUAUUUCAUCCUUUUCCGACUUGUAUCCUCCACCUUUCCUAACAUAUACAAUGAAGUUAUGGGAAGCCAAGCUAUGUAAGCCUUCCAUGUGCGGUAGAACUGCUAUCAUGACAUAGAUUUUGAAUAUCAAAGGUUGCUGAUCAUAUUAUUGCAGGCUAUGUACGAUGCGGCCAUCAAACCAGCAUAACCACUCCCCAGCUGAAAACGUGCUUGACAGGGAGAAGCUGAGCAGCUACAGACAUAAUAACCUGUUUGCUUAGCCAGCUGAUGAUUGUUGCUUUCUUAAUAAUAAAGGUAUUUGUGUUGUUCUGUAUUUCUCCGUGUUGCACAACAAAAAAGUUCUGUUCUUCCUUUUACAAAUCUAUACUGGAUAGGAGGGGGCUGCAUGUGAAACAGUGCAGUACUUAGCAAAACAGUAAGAGCUCUACGGUAAUAUAAAACACUGGGAUAGAAUCCUUGGUGUUUAUGUACAUGCUGAAAUGUACAAUUCUUUUGCCAGGGGAAAAAACAGGGCAGAUCAUGCUGGUAGGGCAUAUAUUGGGGAUUGCAUGAUAUUUUUGAUACAAUGGCAGUGUAUGUGGGCUCAACGCUGUGUCAGUGGCCAGUGGACUUCCAGAUGUCAUUUUCCACAGUUGUCCAUACCUAGAGUAGGGAUUAACCUGUCACAUUUAAUAACAAACUUUGCCCCUUGCACUUGAGUCCCUCAUUCAUUUUUUUUCAAGUUUGCAUGCAUUCAACUAAUCUCAGAACAUUGGUUCCUCAGACACAUUCUCAUGCAAUCCUUCUUCCCAAAUCUUUCAAAAUAGGUUAUAAAGCAGAAAGUGAUGAUUCGGCAAUUUGAAGUUUUGAAACAGAAAAGCCUGUUCAACCCUUGCAAGAUAUUUGCAAAAGUCAGCCUUAGGCAUGUGUAGCUAAGAGAGAGUUAUUCUACUGUUAUAGAAUAUAUAGAGUUAUUCUACUGUUUACCUUUUUAAAAUGUUGAAGCUUAGUUGUUUUAAACUUUCUGCUGUGUUGUUUAAGAUCUCGCUGUACUAUGAAAUCUGUAAUUGCUGCCCACAGUGUACUCUAUAGCAGUGUUUCUCAACCUUGGCGGCUUGAAGAUGUGUGGA